UGUUUUUCGCUCUAGAAUGACUCAUCUCGAUUGAGUCGCGAUGUUUGGAGCCCUGCAAAACGUGAUCAUACGCAGAAUGAGUAGCGACCGGGCAGCGAUCGAAAAACUGAGGGACCUUUUUGCCUCUGGCGUCGAAUCAGUGAAACCCAAAUCUCUGUUUCAACACUGUGCCGCACGGGAGGACCUCCAACAGAGCCUCACUCACGAUGGCAAGCGCUACCAUGUGGUCGGAUUCGGUAAGGCCGUCCUGGGUAUGGCGGUACAGAUCGAGAAGCAGCUGGGACCGAGACUCUGCAGUGGCUGUAUAAGCAUACCGAUCGGCACCAGCGAACGUUUUGGCGUCGGAGAUCCGGACUUCCGUCUAUCCCCGGACAGUGUGCUAGAGGUCAUAGAAUGCGCCCGAAAUAAUCUACCGGACGAGGGGGCUGUGAUGGCCGCGACGAAGAUACGAUCCAUCGCACACGCUAUGACCGAGAACGACGUGCUGUGCGUGCUGAUAUCUGGCGGUGGUUCGGCACUCCUGUGUCUUCCCAAGAAACCGAUAACGUUGGAUGAGAAGCUAGACAUUAUCAGGGCUCUGGCGAGUGCGGGCGCCACAAUCGCCGAGCUAAAUUAUGUAAGAAUCGUCCUAUCCGAUGUGAAAGGUGGUCAACUGGCAAGGGCUGCGAGCGGUGCAUACCGGCUCUACUCGUACAUCAUAUCGGACAUUGUAGGUGACCCCAUUGAGCUGAUAGCCAGCGGACCUACCAUCGUCAACGUCGGGUGCGAGAGGAAUGUACAGCGGAACGCGCGCGAAGUGCUAAUGAAAUACAACUUAUGGAACCGUUUGCCAGCAUCCGUGGCCGGAGUUUUCAACGAACCGGGUCUCACCGAGCACGGUACCGGUACCGGUCCCGGUGGUAGCCCUUUUCUGCUGGGUAGCAACACCGUGGCGAUAGAUUGCAUUGAAAAACGAGCUUCAGCGCAAGGUCUCCGUUGUGUGGUUUUAUCGAAAAUGAUCGAAGGUAAUGUGGAGCUCGUCGGCGGCAUGUACGUGGCGUUAGCGGAACACAUUUUUAAUCUCAAAACGGACCUCAUAACCGAACAGGAGUUCAAAGGUAGGGUGUACGCCUUGCUUCAAGGACUCACAUAUCCAGAUCUGCAACCGGAAGAGUUUAUGGCCGAAGUGAUCCGGAGCAAACAGGAGAGUCUAUUGAUUGUUGGGGCUGGGGAACCCACGGUGCAAAUCAAGGGGACGGGAUUGGGCGGUAGAAAUCAAGAACUUGCUCUGCGGUUCUCUUACGGUGUACGGACACUGUCGAAUGUCCCGGAGCGGGUUUACUUCCUGUCCGCCGGUACGGACGGUAUCGAUGGGCCAACUGAUGCCGCAGGAGCGAUCGGUGGUGCUUGUGUCGCUCGAGAACGCGAAUUGCAGCAGAAGGGAGUGAUCGAUGGUAUGCAUUACGUCGAGCAGAAUGAUUCUUGCCGUUUCUACGAAACGUUGGCCGAUGGUAAAUACUUUGUGAAAACGGGGCAUACGGGCACAAACGUGAUGGAUGUUCAUUUGUUACUUUUUGAGUCAAAUGACAAUUAACCCACCAGUGCUUUUCAAGCGGGAAAGUACAUUAAG
Molecule: messenger RNA, 1609 nt
Organism: Anopheles darlingi
Lineage: Eukaryota; Metazoa; Arthropoda; Insecta; Diptera; Culicidae
Product: glycerate kinase
Exons: 1
Coding region: 41-1573 (510 amino acids)
Biological process (GO): protein phosphorylation
Cellular component (GO): cytoplasm
Molecular function (GO): glycerate kinase activity
Source: RefSeq, a predicted model, not a curated record